AUUCAGGCUGGAGAUCCAUUUGUUCCAUGAAGAAGGGGGUGGGGGUGGGGAAGGAGAAAACUGCUGCUCACCAACCUCGCUGGGGGCUUGGAGAGAGAGAGAGACUGACAGACUCGGGUACUUGGCACUGGGUCUUCCUUUCCUCCCCCCCCCCCUCUGGCAUGACACUUUUUGGCCGCAGAGAAGGCUGCUGGAGAUAUAUAAACAUGGCCCAAGAGCCUAAAUUGAGCCAUACCAGGCCUGGUCAGAAGAGGCAGCACACCGCAAGCCUGUAUCCGAACAACUGUGACCUGGAGUAUGAACUUUACAAAGAUGAUUUGCCAUACAGGAUCUAUGAAUAUCAGAAGAUCCCGUCUCUUAUUGGACACAUUCCUAUCAAAACCAGAAGAAGCCAUCUCGGGGCAGAAAGUAAAACCAGACUGAACCCACACACGGACUUAAGAAGCAACAGCAAUCCCACAACAGGACGUACAAAAUUACGAGCCGAAGAAUUGCACUCCAUCAAAGGGGAAUUAAGCCAGAUCAAAGCACAGGUGGACAACUUACUGGAAAGCCUCAAUCGGAUGGAUCAACAGCGGGAACACCCCACAG
Messenger RNA from Thamnophis sirtalis, 591 nucleotides. The record is from RefSeq and is a predicted model, not a curated record. Lineage: Eukaryota; Metazoa; Chordata; Lepidosauria; Squamata; Natricidae.